AUGGACACCAACAAUGCUAUCGCACGCCUUUAUGCUUUGCCGCGCAGCAGAUUCUUUGUGGAGACUAAGGAAGGCACCAUCACACUGAGUCGCUUCGAGGAAAUGCCUCGACAGAAUUUGCCGAUGGCAGCUCAGUUCGAGUGGCAUGCAGGCCUGACAACGCUGACGCCACAAGAUUAUACCGACACGCCUAAAGAAUCGCAAUGCGACCAAUACAUUCCAAUCUCGUUCGACAAAUUGCCGAAGACGUCCCAUGGACUGAUAUUUGGCUGUGACAAGGCAAGCGAUGUCAGGCUGCCCGACACAGGCUGCAUAAGCAGAUUCCACUUCAGCAUCGGCUUCGAUGAUCAGCGGCGUCUAAUAGUCAAGGACUUGAACUCCCUCAACGGUACUCAGGUCACAUUCGGCGAUAAAGGAAAGGGAGUCCGUCGCAAAUUCCAAUGGCUGGUUGGGGGCAUCAACGACUUGAGCCGUGAGCAGAUCGUCAUCAGAGUCAGCGAUGAGUUGAGCCUUUGGCUCGUUCACGAAAACCAUGGCAUAAGAGAAGCUGAGCACAGGGACAAGGUCGAUAGAUUUCGUCGAGGCGCUCAAGAUUCCGGCUCUCUUCAGCUUCGCAUUCACUGUCGCGUCCAGUCCCAGUUAGGAUUACGAAGAGGAAAAAAGCCACCAUCCACCGCGCAGGAUGAUGCCAUACAUCUCCUGAAGAAACUCGGAAAUGGUUCGAGUGGGACUGCAACCUAUAGAUGGAACGUCAGUACUGGAGAAGAGGUGGUUCUCAAGCAACCCUUAGCUGAUUUCCGCGAGGAUACCUGGAUGCAAGAAGCCGAAAUCAUGAACCAGCUUCGCCACGAAAACAUUUUGAGAUUAAUCGACUCCGACUUCUCCUCUAUACCAACACUGUAUCUGGAGUACUGCCCAGGGGGCACGCUGUCGGAUAUUGAGAACCAGUUGAGUGCCGGCGAGAUUCUCGAGGUUUUACAACAAUCUCUUGCUGGCUUGAGUUUUGCUCAUGGCCUAGGUGUGGCUCACCGUGACCUGAAGCCCGAAAAUAUUCUCGUCUUGUCCCGAAACCCGUUGCAGAUCAAAAUUGCCGACUUUGGACUCGCCAAAAAUAUCGCGAGGCUUCAGACUUGGUGUGGCACCCCUGAUUUCAUGGCCCCAGAGAUCUGGACUGACAAGGGCUACACCGGCGCUGUCGAUAUAUGGGCGCUGGGCGCGCUCGUAUAUGAGCUCCUUUUCGGUUAUUUGUUUAUGAGCCGUGACCCUACUGCCCCAGGCAAUUGCGACGACUACUGCCAAGCCAUUGUCCGUCGGCUUAAUUGCUAUCUGGCAAUCCAUAGUGGCACCAUGGCAGAAUUUGUAGCCAAAUACAUGCUUCAGGUGAUUCCCGAAAACCGUCUAUCUGCCGCACGCUGCCACGUUCUUGCCAUGGCUCUCCCGCCCCCGAGCGACCGGAUACAGAGACCCCAGAGCUCGUACUUUGCUACCACGUACUCAACAACCGACUACAGCAGCGGUAAUGAUACAUGGUCGACUUUCAACGGCGCGGCUACGGACGAUGAAAGUCGCACUAUCACUGCUCUGAGUUCACAGACCUUUGCUAGUGGCUACACCGAUACAAGGUCACCUCUUUUCGGAACUUCUACGGGCCACGAAAGUCUUACCGUCACUUCCCUCGGCUCGCCAACCGUUAAUAGCGGUUACACUUCUGCGGCUCCAACUGCCCGCAGAGCGGCUCACGAAGACAUGCACUCGUGGUCUGACGACUGCUCCGUCGACUGGCACCAGGGGAACACGCCACGCCAAACCAGAGAUUGGUCGGCAGAUGACUCUGAAAACUUCAGUUUUUGUUCCCAGUCACCCAAGGUAUGUCAGUCUAGUGAGGAACCGUUCGAGGGCUGGAAACUGCCCGUGAACUGGUCAGAAGGCGACACGGUCACGACGGAUAAUUCUCCCGAGGAUUAG
Molecule: messenger RNA, 1965 nt
Organism: Akanthomyces muscarius
Lineage: Eukaryota; Fungi; Ascomycota; Sordariomycetes; Hypocreales; Cordycipitaceae
Exons: 2
Coding region: 1-1965 (654 amino acids)
Biological process (GO): autophagy; autophagosome organization; protein autophosphorylation
Cellular component (GO): cytoplasm; autophagosome
Molecular function (GO): ATP binding; protein binding; protein serine/threonine kinase activity
Source: RefSeq, a predicted model, not a curated record